This is a messenger RNA of Arachis stenosperma, 403 nucleotides long. RefSeq lists its product as uncharacterized. NCBI's taxonomy places the organism in Eukaryota, Viridiplantae, Streptophyta, Magnoliopsida, Fabales, Fabaceae. The record is from RefSeq and is a predicted model, not a curated record. The coding region runs from base 52 to 258 and encodes 68 amino acids. The transcript has a single exon.
UCAGAGAAAAAGAAAGUUGAAUAGGGAAGCUAGUAAGCAAAGCAAAGCAUCAUGGUAUGCUUCUGUUUCUUGGUGGACCAAACGCGGAAAGUACGGAGGAGCAAACCGGCGGCGGGAAUAUGCAGCCGGUGCGGCGGUGGAGCUAGCGUGGCCGACAUGAAAACCGCCACCAGAUUCUGCUGUGUUCCAUUUUACUGCAAGUCUUGGAGAGCCAUUAUCUGCACUUUUUGCGGUGCUGUUCUUCGCUCCUACCAUUAGUCCCACCACCCACCAUCAUCGUCAUCCAAUCGUGAAAUGCAAUUCCACUUCUUUCUGUUCUUUACAACAUACAUUGAGAUGAAUUUGAAUAGAAGUUCACCAUGAACUUCACCAACUAUGAGUAGUUAGUUGUCUAAUUUAAUUU